AACCCAUUGGCCUCUCUCUCUCUCUCCAAGGAUCAUAAUAUCAUAUGCAUGAAACCAAUUCGACGUCCGAAUGAAUGCAUCUCAUGCUCAUGUCGGCUGAUGCUUAUGUAUGUAUAUAUGUUUCUCAUGACUUUAAACCCCCAUAUAGUAGUGCUUUUCGCAGCUUCACCUGCUCGCUUUCUCAACUUGGUGCUUUCAUGGACGUUGGAGUUCAAAGGCCAGGCUAAAUUUACAGCCUUCUCAAUUGUAAAUUAAACAUUAAUGCUUUCUUGGCAUCAAAGUACACGAACAUCGAUCAGAUAUUUGUGGAAAGGGCACACAUUCCAAAUUCGUGAUAUAUAUGAGCAGGAAGGACUGAACGAGAUCUUUUCAUAAGAAAGAAAACACACCUUCAUAAAAUGAAGUUUAUGAAACUUGGCAUAAGGCCAGAUACCUUUUACACCGAAGAAGCAACCAGGACCCUGAUCUCUGAUUUACGUGGCGAUAUUGUGAUUCAAAUUAAUGAUACCAGCUAUCUCCUCCAUAAGUUUCCACUGCUUCCAAAGUGUGGACUCUUACAACGGCUUUGCUCAGAGGCUGGCGAUUCCAACAACGUUACAGUUGAGCUUCAUGAUCUUCCUGGAGGGGAAGAGGCUUUUGAACUGUGUGCUAAGUUUUGCUAUGGGAUUACCAUUAAUGUCAGUGCUCGCAACUUUGUACCAGCAUUCUGUGCUGCUAAAUUUCUUAGAAUGAAUGAAUCUGUAGAGAAGGGGAACUUGGUUCUCAAACUUGAGGCUUUCUUCACUUCAUGCAUUUUGGAAGGUUGGAAGGACUCUAUUGUUACACUCCAAAGCACAUCCAAUUUACCUGAGUGGUCUGAGACCUAUGGAAUCACCAGAAAAUGCAUCGAUUCCAUCGUUGAGAAAGUCCUCACACCCCCAUCAAAGGUUGCAUGGUCCUACACUUACACUAGGCCCGGUUACACCAAGAAAAGCCGACAUUCUGUUCCGAGGGACUGGUGGACAGAGGAUAUCUCCGACCUUGACAUAGACAUGUUCCGCUGUAUCAUCACUGCCAUCAAAGCAACAUGUAUAAUGCCACCACAGCUUAUUGGUGAAGCCUUGCAUGUCUAUGCCUGUCGCUGGUUACCAGACACAACAAAGAAGAGUCCUCUAGAAGGUUUAGUGCCUCAAACUGAAGGACUCAAGGAGAAAAAUUGGCUAGUUCUUGGAACUAUAGUGAGCUUGAUUCCCGGAGACCGAGGAUCAGUUUCAGUUGGCUUUUUGCUAAGGCUUCUUAGCAUAGCAUAUUAUAUUGGAGCCUCACCAGUGACAAAAUCAGAGCUCAUAAGGAGAUGCAGUCUGCAAUUUGAGGAGGCAACAAUGAGUGACUUGCUCUUUCCCUUGCACUCAACCUCUGAGGGGCACUCUUAUGAUGUUGACUUAGUUGUGGCAGUGUUAGAAAGCUUAGUGGUGCUAUGGAGAAGACAGCCCCCUACAGCUGCAGAAAAUAGACAUUUUUUGGGCUCCAUCAGGAAGGUUGGGAAGCUCAUUGAUUCUUAUAUUCAAGUGGUUGUAAAGGAUGUCAACAUGCCGGUUUCAAAAAUAGUAUCACUUGCUGAAGCACUACCUGAUAUUGCGAGGCCAGAACACGAUGACCUUUACAAGGCAAUCAACAUUUAUCUAAAGGAGCACCCUGAUCUGAGUAAAGCAGACAGAAAGCGCCUCUGCCGAAGUCUAGACUGCCAAAAGCUAUCUCCAGAAGUACGUGCCCAUGCUGUCAAAAACGAACGGCUACCAUUAAGAACUGUGGUGCAAGUCCUCUUUUUUGAGCAAGAGAGGGGUUCCAAGGAAACCAAUCACAAGCUACUUCUCCCGGAGCUGAUUCGUAGAGGAACGCAGGUACUAACUACAGGAAACGAUGAGGGUAAGCUAAAAGGAGAUCCAGAUGAAAAACUUAGUCGAAGGGAGGGCCCUGGAAGAACCACCAUUGCCAGAACCAGUGAAAGGGAUCAACAAAAAAUGAAGAGAUCAGAUGGUAAGUUGCCACUAGCAUUGGAAAGAAAGUUGGCCAUUUCUGAAAUUGAGGAAGUGGAGUCAGUGAAGAAGAAGGAAAUAAGAGAAGAAGGAAUAUCCCGGAGAAAACUGGAGCCUAAGAAGAUUGUAUCAAAGGGAAGCAGAUCAGACCAUAGCCAGGACAAAGUCAGAGACAGAUAGUAAAUGAAAAUCAUCUUGUUUCUCCUUCAACUUUUACUGUAAUAGUGUAAUUGGCCUUUUGUUAUGUUACUAAAAAUGCUGUUCUUUUUAGAAGUGUAUAAGCCGUUUGCAUCAUUUGUGUUCAUAGAAAGUUAUUGUUAAGCUAUCUAUCAGAAGCUCCAUAUCACUGCUUCACUGCUAUCUAGAAGA
Molecule: messenger RNA, 2384 nt
Organism: Juglans regia (Persian walnut)
Lineage: Eukaryota; Viridiplantae; Streptophyta; Magnoliopsida; Fagales; Juglandaceae
Product: BTB/POZ domain-containing protein At5g47800-like
Exons: 6
Coding region: 399-2195 (598 amino acids)
Source: RefSeq, a predicted model, not a curated record